AUGAUUUAUGAGCCUUUCUCAUGGAUGUCUGAUAGGGAAAAGCUUGGAGUGGUUGCUUUUCUGUUAUGUUUGUGCUUCUGGAAAGUGACUUUAGCAUCGGGACAGUUCGAGUUGGAGAUUUUAUCCAUGCAAAAUGUGAAUGGUGAACUGCAAAAUGGAAAUUGCUGUGAUGGCACCCGAAACCCAGGAGAUAGAAAAUGCACCAGAGACGAGUGUGAUACCUAUUUUAAAGUUUGCCUGAAGGAGUAUCAGUCGCGGGUCACUGCUGGCGGUCCUUGCAGCUUCGGAUCCAAAUCAACUCCUGUCAUCGGAGGAAAUACCUUCAAUUUAAAGUACAACCGGAAUAAUGAAAAGAACCGGAUUGUUAUCCCUUUCAGCUUCGCCUGGCCGAGAUCCUACACAUUGCUUGUUGAGGCAUGGGAUUACAAUGAUAACUCUACUAAUCCCGAUCGCAUUAUUGAGAAGGCAUCCCACUCUGGCAUGAUCAAUCCAAGCCGUCAGUGGCAGACUUUGAAACAUAAUGCAGGAGUUGCCCACUUUGAGUAUCAAAUCCGUGUGACUUGUGCAGAACAUUACUAUGGCUUUGGCUGCAACAAGUUUUGUCGACCAAGAGAUGACUUCUUCACUCACCAUACCUGUGACCAGAAUGGCAACAAAACCUGCUUGGAAGGCUGGAUGGGACCAGAAUGCAACAAAGCUAUUUGUCGUCAGGGAUGUAGCCCCAAGCAUGGUUCUUGCACAAUUCCAGGAGAGUGCAGGUGUCAGUAUGGAUGGCAAGGCCAGUACUGUGAUAAGUGCAUUCCACACCCAGGAUGUGUCCAUGGCACUUGCAUUGAACCAUGGCAAUGCCUCUGUGAAACCAACUGGGGUGGUCAGCUCUGUGACAAAGAUCUGAACUACUGUGGAACCCACCCACCUUGUUUGAACGGUGGUACCUGCAGCAACACUGGCCCUGAUAAAUAUCAAUGUUCCUGCCCUGAGGGCUACUCAGGACAGAACUGUGAAAUUGCGGAGCACGCCUGCCUCUCUGAUCCUUGUCACAAUGGAGGAACCUGCUUAGAGACGUCUACAGGAUUUGAAUGUGUGUGUGCGCCUGGCUGGGCUGGACCAACUUGCACUGACAAUAUUGAUGAUUGUUCUCCAAAUCCCUGUGGUCAUGGAGGAACUUGCCAAGAUCUAGUUGAUGGAUUUAAGUGUAUUUGCCCACCUCAGUGGACUGGCAAAACUUGCCAGCUAGAUGCGAAUGAAUGUGAGGGCAAACCCUGUGUCAAUGCCAAUUCCUGCAGGAACCUGAUUGGCAGCUACUAUUGUGACUGCAUUACUGGCUGGGGGGGCGCUAAUUUUAUUACAGAUAUUAAUGACUGUCGUGGACAAUGUCAGAAUGGAGGAUCCUGUCGGGACUUGGUUAAUGGUUAUCGGUGUAUGUGUUCACCUGGCUAUGCAGGAGAUCACUGUGAGAAAGACAUCAAUGAAUGUGCAAGUAACCCUUGCAUGAAUGGGGGUCAUUGCCAGGAUGAAAUCAAUGGAUUCCAAUGUCUGUGUCCUGCUGGUUUCUCAGGAAACCUCUGUCAGCUGGACAUAGAUUAUUGUGAGCCAAAUCCUUGCCAGAACGGUGCCCAGUGCUUCAAUCUUGCUAUGGACUAUUUCUGUAAUUGCCCUGAAGAUUACGAAGGGAAGAACUGCUCCCACCUGAAAGAUCACUGCCGCACAACUCCUUGUGAAGUAAUUGACAGCUGUACUGUGGCAGUAGCUUCCAACAGCACACCGGAAGGUGUUCGUUAUAUUUCUUCAAAUGUCUGUGGUCCUCAUGGAAAAUGCAAGAGCCAAGCAGGUGGAAAAUUCACCUGUGAAUGCAACAAAGGAUUCACUGGCACCUACUGUCAUGAGAAUAUUAAUGACUGCGAGAGCAACCCCUGUAAAAAUGGUGGCACUUGUAUCGAUGGCAUCAACUCCUACAAAUGUAUUUGUAGUGAUGGAUGGGAAGGAAUGUAUUGUGAAACAAAUAUUAAUGACUGCAGUAAAAACCCUUGCCACAAUGGAGGAACUUGCCGAGACUUGGUCAACGACUUCUUCUGCGAAUGUAAAAAUGGGUGGAAAGGAAAAACUUGCCACUCCCGUGACAGCCAGUGCGAUGAGGCAACAUGCAACAAUGGAGGAACAUGUUAUGAUGAGGGGGACACUUUCAAGUGCAUGUGUCCUGCAGGAUGGGAAGGAGCCACUUGUAAUAUAGCAAGGAACAGCAGCUGCCUGCCAAACCCCUGUCACAACGGUGGUACCUGUGUAGUCAGCGGGGAUUCUUUUACUUGUGUCUGCAAGGAGGGCUGGGAAGGACCCACAUGUACUCAGAACACAAAUGACUGCAGUCCUCAUCCUUG
Messenger RNA from Antrostomus carolinensis (chuck-will's-widow), 2375 nucleotides. RefSeq names its product jagged canonical Notch ligand 1 (gene JAG1). Gene Ontology annotation, cellular component: membrane. NCBI's taxonomy places the organism in Eukaryota, Metazoa, Chordata, Aves, Caprimulgiformes, Caprimulgidae. The annotation marks the transcript as partial. The record is from RefSeq and is a predicted model, not a curated record. Gene Ontology annotation, biological process: multicellular organism development; Notch signaling pathway; cell communication. Gene Ontology annotation, molecular function: Notch binding; calcium ion binding. The transcript has 19 exons.